AUGUUAUAUUUCCUAUUUCUUUUAACAGUAUUUGCUGAACAGUGUGUUAAUGGUAAUUGUAAAAAAGAAGAAGAGAAUCUAUAUCCAAUAAAUGGAGUAACAGUAGAGAUUGCUGAUUGUUUAAGAACAUCAUUAGAUUUAACUGAAAGUUUUACAAAUUUGAUAAGUGAAUGUCCACAAUCUCCAAAAAAGAUGUUUCCAUUGAAUAUAACACAGUCUAACAUUAGACAAAUUUUAGCUUCUAAUUCAUAUUUUAUUUUUGAUUCAAAUGAAACAACUAUUGGUAAAAUGGAUAUUAAAGGUGAUAUUGCUAUGGUUAUUAAAAAUGCUAAAAUUAAUGUUAUUGAUGCUAUUGAAGGAGAAACAAAUUUAACAAUUCCAAAAUGUAAAGAAGCUUGUACUCUUCAAGUUGAUCAAAGUUCUUUUAAUUCUUUAAAUGAUUUUUAUAUUGGAAAUAAAGUAACUAUUAAUUCAAAAUCUAUGGAAUUAAAUUGUUCUAAAGAAUAUCAAUCAUCUAUUCAUAUUGGAGCUCAUUCUCAUAUCAAAAGUGAUAAAAUGAAUAUAUCUGGUUUUACUAUUAUUUUUACUGAAGGUCAUAAAAAAGUUAAUAUGUCUGGUCCAUUAAUUGUUGCUGAUGAAUUCAGUACAAACAGACCUCUUUCUAUCCAAGUUAUUGAUCAUCUUCAUCCACAACAAUGUAUUAUUGCUAUUAAAUCACCUUCAUUGAAAAAAUAUCCAAAAACUAUGCAAUUUAAGAUUGAUACUUCAUAUUUAAAUUUUGUUGUUCUCCCAGUAAAAACAGGAAAUAUUACUGAAGUUUUCUCUCCAGAAAAGAAAGUAUUAAUAUUUACUGAAGAAAAUAUUAAUAAAAUGGAAAUUCCUAAAGGAUAUGAAAAGAAAACUUAUGAAGGAAGGUAUGUUGUUCUUCCUUUACAAAGUGGAAUAGAAAUCUUCCCAAUAGAAGAUCUUGAUCAAGACUUCAUUAUUAAUAGAACAAUUCUUCGUUCUGAAGAACCAAAUCAAGAAGUAAGCAGCAUGUAUUUAAUGAGAAUUAACGAUCAAAAUCAAGUAAAAUUAGAUUUUAAAAAUCCUAAGAAAUAUCUUAUUGAAGGUAAAGAACAUGGAAAAAAACAUAAAACUACAGUUUAUCAAGUUAAUUAUUCUCUAAAUGAACUUAAUGUUAAAAAGGAAAUAAAUAUCCUCUUAAGAAUUAUGAAGCUUGGAGAAUGGAUGGUGAGGAAUAUUUUGUUUUUAACAAAUUUACUAUCCUCAAUAUGUUCUCUUUCUUCACUGAUGUCGAUUAUAAGUUAA
Molecule: messenger RNA, 1311 nt
Organism: Entamoeba nuttalli P19
Lineage: Eukaryota; Evosea; Mastigamoebida; Endamoebidae
Exons: 2
Coding region: 1-1311 (436 amino acids)
Source: RefSeq, a predicted model, not a curated record